This is a messenger RNA of Contarinia nasturtii (swede midge), 2077 nucleotides long. Its product is annotated as zinc finger MYND domain-containing protein 11-like. Gene Ontology annotation, molecular function: protein binding. The transcript has 7 exons. NCBI's taxonomy places the organism in Eukaryota, Metazoa, Arthropoda, Insecta, Diptera, Cecidomyiidae. The record is from RefSeq and is a predicted model, not a curated record. The annotation marks the transcript as partial.
AUGGGUCGAAAAACUGAAAAAACCAAACACGAUGGAUAUUGUUGGAAUUGUGCAAAGUCUAAAGCAGAUAUUGCUUGCUCAAAAUGUAUUCGGUCAUUCCAUCAAAAAUGUUUAAGAAAUGAAAUGAGCGGCGAAGAUUUCAUUUGCACUGAAUGCGAACGCCAGAUGGAAAUGUCCACAAAAAACGACAAUGAAAUUGAGCUGAACAUGAUUCCUGCGCUAGUAGAAUUCGUAAUGGACGAUUUGAUGUUCGUACCUUUGAAAGAUGUCCAGUUCGGUAAAACUAGUGGCAAGUUAGUUAACAAGAUUGAUUUGGCUCAAAUUAAGAAGAAAAGUUCGAUUUAUGAAUCGUUUUUUGAUUUGCGUGUCGAUAUAUCAUGGUUUGUACAUAAUUGCCAAAUAGCAUAUCCAAAAAAUAACGAUAUUUUACACGGAGCAAAUAAACUUCUCGAUUUUGUGGACGAAGAAAUUUUGAGUUUGACCACUUGCGUUGAAUGUUAUGACAAUGCCUCCAAAUACCCAGAAACAUCUUUUACCAUGCCGUGCAAUACACCGCACCUACUGAUUUGGGCAAAAGCACCAGGAUAUAUAUUUUGGCCCGCAAAGGCCAUGUCGACGAAAGGAAGAAAGGUACACGUGCGCUUUUUCGGCGACCAUACGACUUGCGAUGUGGAUUCAAGUGGUUGCUAUGUAUUCUCCACUGAAAAUCCAGAAUGUAUUACAGUCAAUGUCGAAUCAUAUAACGAGGCGUUGGAAGAGGCUAAUACGUAUAUUAAAAAUAUACGCGAAAAGUUUGGUACAUUCAAACAUGCACCAUAUCGAACUUUACUGGACUGUUCCAAACUGAAAGAAUACGCGAACGAAAUGUUUACAAAAAGCGAAAAUCAAUUGACAAAUAAAACCGAUAGCGUUAAUGAUAUUGAUCAUAGCAAUAUGGAUACUAAGAGAUUUUUACAGCAAAUGAAUGCGACAAAUACUGCCAAAAGUACCCAUCAGGUAACCAUCAAUUCUGUUGAUAGUGAUCAUAACAUCGAAAAUAUUCGAGAAAAUAACGACCAAUUGAACGAAAAAAAUGCUACCGAAAAUCUACUCAAGAGAUCUCAAACACAAACCGAACAAACCGGUUGCAAGAAGAUGCGAAAAAAUGAUGACGACGACGCUGAAUGUGAUCGAGAGCAAGAAAUAAUCAAGUAUUUGAAUGAAGAAGCUGAGAAAAAAGGUCAAAUUGUCUUGAAUUGUUUGAAUGAUUUUGCCACGAAAGCCCAUCAGAAAAUAAAAGAUUACAAAUCGUUCUUGAUGAAAGACAAAAUGCUUGAAAACCAGACUAAAUUAGAGCAAGAGAAAAGUGAGCAACAAAAAUUAUUCGACAAUGAAAAAAACGAAUUUCAACGAAACAUCUAUGCAUUGCAAAAAGAUAUUCUUGAACAAAAGAAUAAAUUUGACGCACAAAAAACUGCAUUUGAACAAAAAAACGUGGCGUCUGAAAAGGAAAAGAUCGAUCAGAAGGAAAAAUUCGAUGUUGAAAAGGCUGCCCUUGAACGAAUAAUCAAUGGAUUGCGAAAUGAUAUUCUCGAACAAAAGAAUACAUUUGACGCACAAACAACUGGAUUUAAACAAAAAGUCUUGGCGUUUGAAAAGGAAAAGAUCGACCAGAAGAAAGCAUUUGAUGAUGAAAAGGCUGCCCUUGAACAAACAAUCAAGGCCAAAAUUGGUUACUAUCUGAACACCACAACCGACGCUUGCUAUGAUGCAUUCAUUUACAAGGUUUUUGAUCGUUUUGAUGAAGCACAAAAAUACGUAAUUGACAAGCGGUCAGUUCCUCCGGUCGAAUAUGUAUGUGGAAAAAAAUUUGUGCAAAUCGUCAGCAAAGAUAGUCCUGUCGAUUUUAUUGAUAUAUCUUCAACUGAUAACGAUUAUUCUGAUGAAGACGAAUCUCAUGAACGUGGAGAAAAAGAAGACUCCUCAUCAUUAAACGAUAAUAUAGAUAUAAUUCAAAAUAAAAUUGAUGACAAUGAGCUUCAAGUCUCAAAUGUGGAUCAGACAACUAACGCACGUACAGUUGGUGACGAUGAUGAUG